CGGGGUUCCCUUUGUCUUUUGGCUCUGCCUUUCAAACGGCUCAUUGCAUGUCGUCUGCCAUCCAUUGUGUUGCCUCUUGAUAUCUUCAUUUCCCUCAUUCCUCAUUCCAUUUUUCUCCCUCAGCACCGCCAGCUGUGAGCAAAGACGAAAGGAGUCCUGGACCACUUGACCAUGUCAACCAUUCCCGAAUGCGAACUUCCUACUAUCCGCGUCGAGGAGCCACGAAGCCAGGCCACAGGGUCAGAGAGUUGGAUGGACGUCGAUGUAGACGACGAUGACGAAAUGCCCCCGCUAGUCGAAAAGCCCGUGGGACAUGAUACUCAUUCCGGACCCGACGAAGUCGAAGACAACGAAGACAGUCUUCCCGAGAUAUCUGUUGCUUCUUAUUCAAGUCUUCCUUCGGGAGGGUACACCUUUAUUGCCGAUGGUGGGGAGUCAUCUGUAGCUGGGGCCGUUUCAACGACAAGUUUCCAAAUGCCCGGCACAUUGUCGAUUCGCCAUACUCCGGCCGGUCCCACGACGAGCUCACACCAUGAAUUCUCGUUCUCAAUCAACAACAAUGCGAGUCAUUCAAACUCCAACUCGGUAUCGCCAUUACCCUCCCCAUUGACGGAUGUAGCAGAGGAAUUCACCAAUAUUAUCACGAACGACAUCGCUUCUGCGCCUCGUGGCCGAACCAAACAUCAUCUGUUGUCAGACGCAGAUGAUGGGCCUGCAGGUGGCGACGGCGAAGUAGGAGGAGCUGGAGGUUACAUCCCUCGUCCUCCAAACGCGUUCAUUCUAUUCAGAUCAUCAUUCAUAAGGAGUCAAAAGAUAUCAGGGAAGGUCGAAGGUAAUCAUAGCACGUUAAGCAAGAUUAUAGGCAUGUAUUGGCGAACGUUACCGACAGCUGAGCGAGCCGAAUGGGAGGCCAAAGCGCGAAUUGCGCAAGAUGAACAUCGGAAACGUUACCCUGACUGGAGGUUCAGACCUGGAUCAAGUAAAAAUACGAGUCAGAGGGGGCGCGGUAGAAGAACUAAAGGGGGUGCACGUAAGGGCAGAUUGAAAACGAAAGACGGCGGAGGAGAAGAGGAUACUCCCACGGAGCUGGAUGAACGCGUAGUCGCUGUGCGACACGACACGACGAUUACUGUCGAUAAAGGGAAGAGGAGGGAGUGCGACAGAGUCAGCGUGUCGGCGAAAGAUGCAGAUAAGGGCAGAGGAAGAGACAAGGUAGAAGCAGACGCGUCACCACAGAAGAUUUCGAUUCUAAUCCCUCAAGCUCCUUCGUCGUCGAAGAAGCCGUAUCAUCUUCGCGAUCGUUCAUCAAAAUCCUCCAGCACGUCCUUUAGCAAUGACCACGCCGUCCAACCUUCCGAAUAUACGUCUGUCAACGUGACAGCUCUUCCAUCCAACCCCUCCACAUCAACUAAUUACACCUCAGUUACGAAACCUUUUUCUCUCCCCAUUCCUAUAGCAAAAACGAACGUAUCCCCCGAUGCAAAACCGCAAUCCCAACCAACAAGAGAAGAUCUCCGAAUUAAACACAUCACCCGGCUUCUCGUAGAGGGUAAAGAAGGUGCUGAGUUGGAGAGAGAGCUAGAGAGAUGGGAGAGAGGGGAGGAUCCCGAGAUUUCUGGUCCGAAUUCCUCAGAUACCGAACGUGGUGGGACUCCAUUUCCACCAUGGUCACCAGAAGUGCCUACUCCUGCUUCUGAUCGUUACCCUAAUACCCCGUUAUCUUCAUCAACUACGGAUAAAGAUACUCAUACCCAGAGAAUGGUCCCAAUUGAAGUUGCUCCUGACCGUAUGUCCCCGCAGAGCUCCCUGACUUCGAACCAACUACAGAUUCAACAGUUUGUUGGCGAAGAAAGGGUGAGCAGUGGUAAAAAGAGGUCUUCUAGUGCGCCUGCACCAGGAACAAGGGUACCAUUCCCGGCUCAGAAUCCAUCCAGUCCAUAUCAACCAAACUUUUCUGGACAUAAUCCGUCUGAGAGCAUUGCAGAUGUUAACACUGGCGAAAGCGAACAUAACUCACAGCUUCAGGUCGAUUCCUCCUCUAUUUCGACAUGGGAUGACUCUUACGAUGACUAUUUCAAUGGUUAUGAGCACCAGCAGCAACAAUCAUCUAGUCCGUUUUCAUCAUCGCCGCUGAGUGCAGGAGGUCAAUUUCAGCAGGAGCAAAGCCAGAGGCAAUGGACAUAUCCUCCGUAUCCUUCCCAGUCCGUUGUAUCUGUUCCAGAGACAGAUCACGGCGUGCAUCAAUAUACGCAGGCUUCCCCCUUUCCUUCCAAAAAUUCUCACCGGCACACCAGAACCCGGUCGCAUCUACAUCCUAUUCAAUCAUUUCCGUUGGCUGGAGGAGAUGCCAUGUUGCAACCGCCCAAUUCCUCUACCUUGCACCCGUCUCAGGACCAUAUGAUGACAUCCCCGACUCCAUCCUCCCUUACACCUGUCACACCCUCCUCUGCUCCUCCGGGUUAUGGUGGACGAACACAAUAUGCCCUCGAGAGAAAUGCGAAUAUGCCGAGGAGAGGAUCAAUCGCUUUCCCCAUCACUCCCUCUUCUCGCUCAUCGGUUUCUUCGUCAGACUUUCUUGUCAAUCGGAAAACACUGACCUGGCGGAACGAUCUAGGCAGUCGAAACCAUCACGGUGGCGGGAUUGACAGUGGCAGCGAGGCACUGACAUGGGAAACCGCUGAAGUGCAACGGGGACAGUGGUUCCGAACUGAACCAACUGGGGGCGAAACACCUCAGCACCCUCGUUACGAGUUGACAUACAGGGAGGAGACACAGGAAUCAGUAUAUCCUUCUCCUGGCACAAGAGACAUGGGGUGGGUCGUGUCUCAACACCCACAACAUUCUUUCCAACUAUUUUCACCCUCUGACGAUGUUGGUCCCAGUUCUGGCAUGAACUGGGAGCAGGCGGACCAAGGAAGGCAAGGAAUGGUUACCUGUAUUGUGGAUCCGUAUCUUUUAGCUUCUGGGGACGGGGAGGAGACGGAAAAAGCUGACCCCCCGCCAACGUCAAGUUACAGUUCCUUGAGUGGCUGGGCCGGGGAACCAGUUGUAAGGCUAUCUCCACCGAACUACUAUGACCGGAAAGAUUCGCAGUCCUCCGUCUGGGAAGUUGACGACGACGUUAGUUUUGGGUUUGGAGUUGGUUUCGGGAGAAGGGGUGGUUAGCGGUCUGAUCAGAUAAACCCACAUUUACGCUACUGCUCUAGCGGCUUUUCUACGUGAAUAGCUCGCUAUGUUUUCAUAUGUGCUACGCUCUCUAAGUUGUUAAUCUUUUUCUUUUUUUACGAACCACGACCACCCUUUCUGUUGUAUACCGUUUGCGAUGCCCUCAUACUACGUAGGACUUGUUGUAAUUAUGUAUAUGAAUUAGUUGUCGUAUUUUUCAUGUAAUAUCACUUGGCAGACACGAAA
Molecule: messenger RNA, 3411 nt
Organism: Marasmius oreades (fairy-ring Marasmius)
Lineage: Eukaryota; Fungi; Basidiomycota; Agaricomycetes; Agaricales; Marasmiaceae
Exons: 2
Coding region: 172-3165 (997 amino acids)
Biological process (GO): regulation of transcription by RNA polymerase II
Cellular component (GO): nucleus
Molecular function (GO): RNA polymerase II cis-regulatory region sequence-specific DNA binding; DNA-binding transcription factor activity, RNA polymerase II-specific
Source: RefSeq, a predicted model, not a curated record